AUGAGUUUCAGCUCCAAACAUACCACUACAACGAUGUAUACCAAGGGGAGAAGCAGCAGUGGUAGCUGUGUCACUGGUGGUAGUGGUGGAAGGGCUAAUUCUGGAAGAUGUUCCUCCCCUGCUAGAUGCGGCAUGUCUGCAAGGAGCUACUGUGGUGGAAUGAGUUAUGGGGGAAGUGGCAUUGACAGUAGCUUUGCUGGAGGUGCUUUAGGUUGUGGGUAUGGUGGUGGGUAUGGUUCCAGCCGCUUUGGGCAUCUUGGAGGUGGAUUUGGCAUUUGCAAUGAGGCACCUUUGCUCUCCUGUGAUGAAAAGAUGACCAUGCAGAAUCUCAAUGACCGCCUGGCAUCUUACCUGGACAAAGUGCGAUGCCUGGAGGAGGAAAAUGGUCAACUAGAGUGCAAAAUUAAGGAGUGGUAUGAUAGGCAAGGCCCAGUCAAUGAGUCAAAGGAUUACGCUGCUUACUACCAACAAAUUGAAGACCUUAAAAAUCAGAUUGUUUGUGCCACUGUUGAAAACAGCAAACUUGUCCUGGAUAUUGAUAAUAAUAGGAUGACUGCAGAUGACUUCAGAAUGAAGUAUGAGACUGAGCUGGCCCUUUGUCAGAAUGUGGAAGCUGAUAUCAAUGGCUUACGCCAAGUUCUGGAUCAAUUGACCCUAUGUAGAUCUGAUCUUGAGGCACAACUUGAGUCCCUCCGGGAGGAGCUGUGUUGCCUCAAGAAGAACCAUGAAGAGGAAUCAAAGCAUCUGAAGAAACAAUCCAGUGGGGAUGUCAGUGUGGAGGUCAAUACUUGCCCAGGGCCUGACCUGAAGAAGGUCCUGGAUGAGUUGAGAUGCCAAUAUGAAAACAUGAUUGAGAAUAACCGUAGAGAAGUUGAGAAGUGGUAUGAAAGUAAGAUGGAGGAAGUGAAUCUGGAGGUCUGCAACAGCAGCAAAGAAGCUGAAGAUUGUAAUAACCAAAUUGUUGACCUGAAACGCCAGCUGCAAACUUUAGAAAUUGAUCUACAGGCACAACUUAGUUUGAGGGAUACACUGCAAGACUCUUUGGCUGAGACAGAAUGUCGUUAUAAUGGCCACUUGGCUGAAAUACAGAACCAAAUCUCUUGUGUGGAGCAGCAACUAGGAGAGCUGAGGGCAGAGAUGGAGUGCCAGAACCGAGAAUAUCGAGAGCUUUUGGAUGUCAAGUGUCGCCUGGAACAGGAGAUCCAGACAUACCGUUGUCUGUUAGAAGGAGGACAGCAUGACAUUGCCACUGGCCACAGCAGUGGCAGCUCAGGAGGCGGGAUUUCCAGACAGUCCAGUGGAAGUACAACUAGAUCCUCCCCAAGCCGUCCUUCUCAUCCCGAUUCAAAAGGGCACAGCAGAUAG
Anolis carolinensis (green anole) is the source of this 1365-nucleotide messenger RNA. RefSeq names its product keratin, type I cytoskeletal 19. Gene Ontology annotation, biological process: epithelial cell differentiation; intermediate filament organization. The record is from RefSeq and is marked provisional. Gene Ontology annotation, molecular function: structural molecule activity. Gene Ontology annotation, cellular component: cytoskeleton; keratin filament. NCBI's taxonomy places the organism in Eukaryota, Metazoa, Chordata, Lepidosauria, Squamata, Anolidae.